Molecule: messenger RNA, 705 nt
Organism: Eruca vesicaria subsp. sativa (arugula)
Lineage: Eukaryota; Viridiplantae; Streptophyta; Magnoliopsida; Brassicales; Brassicaceae
Source: the annotation of a GenBank genome assembly
AUGGCAACUUCACAAUGUACAUCUUGUGGCCUCAUUCUCCAACAUUGCCGGUGUCACCAAACAUCCACCACCGUAUCCAGCAGCUCCAUCGAUGUUACUCCAGCUUGUUGCUGUGCCUGCUACUCCAGUUUGACUAUCGUCUUCUUCUCUGUCUUUAUAUUAUUCUCAGGAAAACUAUUUGCUCGCAUACCUGGUUGUUACUUAGACCUAUUUGUCAGCUCCGUCACCGUCUCAAACUUAAACACAAACACAAACAUCUCAACGGCUGAUUGGAGAAUCGGUUUGGUUGCGACGAGUCCGGUCACCCGCUGCAAAAUAUCUUUUCGUACAAGCAAGUCACGUCUCCUGCGUGGAGAUGACGAGGUUGUCUCCGAGUCAGGUCCGUGGCUGGAUGGCUAUGGACAGCUUGUUCCCUCAGACAAUAGGGAUGAACCGGUCAUAAGCGUCGAUUUCAAAGGGGUUGCUAUGCGGGGAGAUGUCGGCAACCUGGUUAGGGGUUAUAAGGUGGAGAUUGCCGUCCUUGUGAAGAUAUAUCAUGGGCAUGGUCCCUUGAUGGUGAUGUGCGGCGAUUUACCGGUGAAAUUAACGGCUGAACCGGAGGGGAAUGUGAUUGGGUCGUUGCUUGGAAAUAUGAAACGAUGUGAAUAUGUCUUAGGAGAUAACUUGGAUACAGGGCAUGCCUUGAGAUAUUGGGACUCUCUUUGA